Durusdinium trenchii is the source of this 678-nucleotide messenger RNA. Lineage: Eukaryota; Dinophyceae; Suessiales; Symbiodiniaceae. The record is from the annotation of a GenBank genome assembly.
AUGGCGGAGCACCCGGGAGAGGAUGGUUACUGCUACUUCAACUUCACUGGCUUUUGGGUGAGCCCUUUGAAAGACGAAGAUCCGGACUUUGUGGACUACGCCAUACAGGGCAUCAAUGGUCUGAGAGGCCCGGACUACCAUGGGCACAACCAGGGCCGGCUGCUGAAGUAUCACUUCGAGGGCCAGGUGGUGACCACUUACAUGGACUCAAGCCACUACUCCUUUGAUGAUCUCUAUGGCUACUCCUUGGGAUACUUGCAGAACCAGGGCUUGGAGCCCUCUAUGAUGAAGAACAGCAGUCAUUGGAUCGAGCUCUCGAAGCAGAAGUGCCUGGAGAUCCAAGAAAAAUACCACUUUCAAGAUGAAGAGUUGGUCUUAGCCGACUGGUUGGACGACAAUCAGGCCCUGGCCACGAAGGUCUUUUGUGCGGCCAAUCUUUCGAUGGAAUUGACGUUGCCGUCGAUCAAAGCAAGGGCCAAUUACAAGAGCAUGCAGGAGGGGGACUGCGAGCCCAUCACGGCCCGAGACUUUGCCAAGCAUCACUACAUCAAGUGCCUCCUGGGAUAUCCGAACUCAGCCUCAGAUGGGGCAUACUUGAACGUCCGCGCAUGUCUCCUGGAAGGGAACCACAUUGGCCACUUCUCAGAUUGUCCAUACUCGCCGGACAUGAGCUUCUGA